UGGCGCUGGAUUUGUUUUGCAAACUGUAACAGUUUUUGAGCCAAAAUAGCGCCUAAAAUGCAACCUUAGCGAUACAAAAACGAAGAAAAUAUAAAGUCGAGGCACUGUAGAAAAGCUUCAUGAUGCCUCGUUCUUCAGGAAAGUUGCGAGGAGCGGUUGAAUCAACUGUCAGGAAGACGUACGGUAACUCAGCUGUGGUUUCUUCUUUCAAAAGCAAAGUUACUCAUCCUCGAAACCCAAAACUUGUCAAAACUAGCAUCGAAGAUGAUAAGCAAGCUCCAUCUGCUUAUAUGGCUGAAAUGCAGUUGACAACUCAGGAGAGACUGAGACUAACUUAUGAAAUGAGAGUACCACAGAUUAUUGAGCUUCUUGACAUGUCAGAGCAGACUUUACAAAAGUUCACUUCAAUGGAUGUGGAGGAGCCUAUGUUCCAGCCUUUCCCAUCAGACAUCACUUUCCAGAAUUUUGAACCUUUUGAGAUCCAGGAAGUUCCUCUUCAGCUCAGGAAUAAUGAUAAGAUUGCUCGGCUGGUCAAAGUUACCCAGACAGAUUCACCAUACUUUAAGAUAAUUAGUCCACUAGAUGUAGGGCAUAAGGUGGCUCCUGGUAUGGACACUACAUUUAUCAUUCAGUUCACUCCAGAUGAAAAAAAGGACUAUACUCAUGAACUGAUCUGCAUCACAGAAAGAGAAAAGUUCCUUGUCCCAGUAAAAGCUAUUGGUGCAAGAGCCAUUCUUGAUUUCCCAGAUGAAAUAAACUUUGGUACAGCACCUGUCAAGAAUCCUACUACCAAGACCUUACUUGUCAGAAAUAUCGGCAACAAAGAAGCCAGAUUCCAGCUGUCAUUAGAGGAGCCAUUCAGUGUGACACCAGAUAGUGGACGUCUAGCUAUUGGAGAGAGUCUACAAGUGCAUGUAGACUUUAAUCCACGGAAGACAGGGGACCACACCAGCAACAUGAUCCUGCAUUAUGACACUGGUGAAGAUAUAUACAUUGCAUUGUACGGUGCUGCUAUUGACUAUAACAUCAGGUUGGACAAAAAUGCCCUGAAGAUGGAAAAUACUUUCAUAACCAGUGCAUCACAAAGGACCAUCACUAUUUCUAACCGCAGUGAUAUCAUGGUAAAUUUCAAAUGGACAAAAUUUGCCACUCUACGCGAAGAGCUGCAGCAGAAAGAAAGAUUCUACUUAGAUUUAAGAAGACAAGAAGAGACAGAGAGAGAUGCCUUCAUCGAUGAGUGUCUGAGUGACAUGACCAUACGAGACCAAAUAGCCAUUGUGUCCAGAAAGUAUAAGAAUGAAGUCCAGGUGCUUCAGAAUGAUAAACUGCUGUUUGAUGAUGACUUAAUAUCCGUCGAACCUGUGGAGGGAGAUAUCUGGCCCAAUUCUCAGGCUGAAAUAAAUAUCAUAUUCAAACCACAAGAAGCUCAAAGCUAUGCCAGAACUCUGUACUGCGAUGUGUCUGGUCGUGAGUCCAGGUUACCACUACGAAUAAGGGGGGAGGGCAUAGGUCCUCUUGUUGAGUUCUCCUUUGAUAGACUGAACAUUGGCAAUGUGUUUGUCAACUCGAAGCACUCUUACGAGGUCGUUUUGGCUAACAAAGGUGACAUCGAUGCGGUUUUCACUAUACUACCAAGUGAUACCCUGUUUGGCCCUCAGUUCAUCUUCACCCCUGCGCAAGGUAUAGUUGUACCUGGGGGUUAUCAGGCUAUACAGAUCUAUUUCUGUUCACCUCAUCUUGGGGAUUUCGACGAGACGUUCUUGUUUGCCAUCGAAGGUUCCCCAGAGAAGAUCAAGCUUAACAUAAGUGGUACAGUUAUCGGACCAACUUUUCACUUCGAUAUACCAAAGCUUAAGUUUGGCACUGUGUCAUAUGGAUUUGUAAAUUCUCGUCGCUUCAAACUGGUCAACACUUCCCUGAUCCCCAUGACGUUUUCCCUACGUGUACCAGCCGAUGGUGGAGCAAGAGAAGCGGUUUCCAAUGGAUACACUGAUAGCCUUAUCGAUAGUAAUAUCACAGACUCGGGCAGUACUGUUAUGGCUUCUCUCAAAGAGUUCGAUAUCACUCCUUGUGCUGGUACUAUUGCUCCUCAGGAUGAGAUGACCAUCAACGUCGACUUUGUAUCUACAACAGUCAAGAAGUACGACAUUUCAUUGGUUGUAGACGUAGAGGGGGUGGGAGAGGAGAUUUUGUCACUUCCCAUAAUUGCAAGGUGUGUUGUACCUCCCAUCUUACUACACACACCAAUACUAGRCUAUGGAAGGUGCUUCCUUCAUCAUCCGUAUGAGCUUCCAGUACAGCUUGUCAACGAGUCAGAUCUACCUGCCAAGUACGAACUCCUGGCACAAGUUGUAGAUGACAUGACGCCAAUACUAUACUCAAGCACAGAGCCAAAGGGCGUCAUCCACCCGAGGUCAGUCAAAGAGAUUCCUCUCCAAAUCACUGCCGAGUGCCUGGAAGAAGUUCAAACAAUGGCUUACUUCAUGAUAUUUGGAAGUAGUGAACAACCCUUGGUUGUGCAAGUAAAAUGUGUUGGUGAGGGACCAGUAGUCCACGUGACACCAACACAUAUUGAUUACGGUACCAUCCCUGUACUCAAUGACGUCAUCAGGACUAUCAGACUGUCUAACGAGUCCCUCAUACCUGCCCAGUUUUCGUGCACCAUGAUUCGUCCAAAUUCCCUUUUUUCGGUGCAGCCUUCACAAGGAGUUAUUCAGCCAGAAGAAGCUUUGGAUUUGCAUGUUACAGCAACGGUCGAUGAUACAGUCAGAUUCCUGGACAAGCUAUCAAUCAACAUCAAUGAUAGUCAAGUCCAGACAGUAAGCCUAGUGGCGCAUGGUUCUGGUACUACUAUAGUCAGUGAUCCACCCAUUGUACCGUCUGUUCAAUUGGGAGCACAGUUCAGCUGUCAGCCAUGUUCCCGAGUCUUCUGCUUAACAAACAAGGGACGUAGACCUCAACAGAUUUACUGGACAACUGAGGGGUUCCAUCCGUUUAAGGCUAAGAAAAGAACGGAUUAUAACCCUGAUGACAUGAGAUUUCAGGGCGUGCCUCCACCACCUGAACCUCCCAAGCCUAUAUUCUCUCUGACUCCUGACAGAAUGGUAUUACACCCUGGAGAAAGCCAAGAGAUCACACUCAUGGGCUACUCAGAAAAGACUCAGAAAGUAAAGGAGCGAAUGAUCUGUCACGCUAUCAUUGGUACCAGUACCGGUAAAGAGAAGAUCAUGAAGGUGGAUAUAAUGGCAGACUUCAUCAGUCCAUUACUAGACUUCUCACAAAGGGAGGUCCACUUCUGUGUUAUGAAAUAUCCAAAGAGCACCCUGGAAGUAGAGACCAAACAAGUGAUGAUGACCAAUGUGUCAUCUUUACCUUUGACCGUCAAGCUCAAGACCAUGCAUCCCUUCCAAUUGCUCGUCGAAGACCAGAGAUGGGCUCCACUCAAUGUCGAGUCUUCUGAAACAGUGUUGUCUUUGGGCGUGUCUGAGUGCGUGCCUGUACUCAUCCAGUUCAACCCUGCAUAUAAAGAAGACAGUGUUACUCGUAUUGCUGAGAGCUUUCUGGAGAUAUCCUUCGCGGAGCACCCUCAAAUGGAUUUUGUGGCGUUAAAAGGGGAAGUCUUUUUUCCAAAUCUAACUUUUGAGACGACAGAGGUUGACUUUGGUUGUAUCCUGAAUGAUACUGAAGUGACUAAGGUGGUCAGUAUCACCAAUCACAGUCCAAUAGAUGUCAAGUAUCAAUGGAGCUUUAUCGAUGGUACAGUCGAGUUUGAAAACAAGGACGAAGACGAAGGAAUUGGGUGUGACGUUGGGUACGAUAGUCAAGACGAGAAGUCCAUUGAUGAGGAAAAGGACAAGGAAUCGUCUCUAGGCAGUGGUGGAAGUCAGUCACCAGCACGUUCAAGACCUUCAUCUGCUGUUCCCCAAGGUGAUGGGGAUGUUGCAGUACAGCAACCAGAUGAGCCAUGGAACACCACGGGAAGUCUUCCAUUUGAUAUAGGAAUAAAUGAGGUUUUUGACAUAUUGCCUCUCUAUAGCACUCUUCACUCAGAGGAAACCCAGAAACUUCAGUUCACAUUUUACGGGCAUGCCAACAUCCGUUCUAACGCCGUUGCUAGAUGUUCCGUGUAUGGUGGACCUGAAUAUGACGUGGUACUCAAAGGAAGCGCUUCUCUAGUGCAGUAUUUCUUUGACAAGAAAGUUGUCGAUUAUGGAAAGCAGCUGUAUGAUCAAGUAGCUAUUGCUGAGAUCAUCUUACACAACACUGGUAAUGUUGGUCUGGAUUACGUAGUACUGAACGUUGACUCAGGGAACAAGGUCCUUCCUGGGGCCCCUAAUGUCACGCCAGCCCAGGGUCAUAUCAAAGCCCUCAGUAAACAGACUCUGACUGUUAAAUAUCUGCCUGGAGUACCCAAAAGCUUUGACAAGAUGUUCCAGGUUCGUGUAGCGCAUUUUGAACCCGACAAGAUCUCCCUUACAGGAGAAGGGGUGUUCCCUCGUAUAUUGUUCGACCUGCCUUUGGACAAAGAGGACGAACGAUUGCAUGAGCUAGUAGAGAAGGCUAAAGAAAACAUCAAGAAUGAAAAAGAACUGCCUUCUACUGACAAGACCAAGGAAGAGAUGCCUAUGAGAGCUAUAGCCAAUGCUGUUGGUGAUUUAGAGGUUCAAAUGGAGAUCGAAAGGCUAAUCAUCCAGCAACACGCUUUAGAUCAGCAAAACAUCUCGAGGGUUUCUUCCCUCGUCCAAACAGACAGUUCAUCUAAACCAACCCCUAAGAACAAGAAACAAAGAGCUCAGUUGAUUAGCUACCUCCUAGACUUUGGCUACGUGGUCUUGGGUACCGUCCGCUCACAUAUCAUCCGCGUCACCAAUAAUGGAUUCUUCCCUGUCUCUUUUGCUCCAGACAGGGGGAGCUUAUCUGGCAGCGGUUUCGUUGUUGAACUGGAUAGGAUAAGGAACCUACCCGGAAGUCCCGACAAUGAAAGUAUCGAGUUUAUGGUCACUUUUGAUCCCAAGGGUGCAGAUAUGUCUCUAGGACCUGUAGAUGUCUCUGUGCCUAUUAUGACAUUAGGUGGUCCAUUAUACGGGCUGAGACUUAAGGCCUUUGUUACUAUGCCUGAUAUGAAGAUCUCUACAGAUACACUUGACUUUGGGUCUGUGGUGUGUGGACAGUGCAAGGUGAUGACCAUCCAGCUGCAUAAUUACCAGCCUGUAAGAUGCGACUGGUCAUCAGAACCCACUGAAGACAAAAAGAAGAGGUCUGACAAGAUGGUUCCUCUUCAUCUGAGGAAGAAACUUCGCGCAGAGAAACCCAAGCCAAAGCAGUUCGAGGUGAUGCCUCCGGUAGGAAGCUUACAGCCUGGCCAAAGAAUCAACGUCCAAGUGAAGUUCAUGCCAAUAGAAGAGAUCUCUUACAGUCAACGAGUAGUCAUACGCAUAGCACAGAGUACCAACCGUCUAGUUGUUAAUGCAUCAGGACAAGGAAGAGAACCUAAAGUGGAUUUCAGUUCUUCGCUCGUAGCUUUUGACCCUGUUCUUCCUCAUUCAAACGGGGACGAAAAAGAAGUGGUGCUAAAGAAUCCUUGUGAUUUCCCCAUCGAAAUCUACUCACUGGAGUUUGACAAGCAGUAUUUAGAGGAGGAGAAGAUGWUAAGGAAUAUGAAGGGGUAUGAUGAGUAUAAUACCAUCCUGCUUCCUCCUCGACAGCCAGGAGAAAAGCUACCAAAAGAGGUCAUUGAUUCUUAUGAGGAACAGCAGCGCAAGAAAGAGGAAGAGGAAAAAGCACAGGCCGAAGCUGCAGCGAAACAACAAGCCGAGGGUGAAGGCGAAGAAGGGGACAUAGUUGCACCGAACAUAACUACCGUACCCGCCACACCAGGAAUCAAUGACCAAGAGGGAAGCGAAGAAGAGGUUGCCAGUAGCUUGGGUGUGGGCGAACUGGAGAUCACACCUGUAUCUGCUGCCAUUGCCCGUUAUCUUGGAAUUGAUCUAACAGCUGAAGGUAAAGCAGCACGUAAUCGUCGCGGUAUUGCUUUAAUCGUCCAUGGAGCACCGUUCUCUGGAAAGACAGCAACAUCCGUGGUCUUGGCUAAGAAGUACGAAGCUGCCUUGCUUACCGUCGAUGGUGUUGUACUUGAAGCCAUUACAACUAGUUCGUCUUCUGCUGCUCGCCGGGCUAAAGAUCUUUGUGCUGCCGCAGCUCGUGCUGCUAAAGAAGCAGAACAAGCAGCAGAAGCCAGCCAAACCCACCACCAACCAGGUACCCUUAGUGUCGAGGCAGUAGCACAGCUUACUGCUCAGGCAGGACAACCUCACAGCACACUAGGGUCUACGACUGGAGCUCCUUCACUCAUGGCACGCGAAGGCCGUAAGACAUCUACCGUUGGUGGGCCUAAAGGGUUUGUUAAUAAAAACCAACCUCAGGUACAGCAGAGUACACCCCCUGCAACCCCGCCCAAUGCUGCACCCAUCGGUCGUAAACUGAGUGUUAGUGCCAGUGUGGGAGGAGAAGAUGGUCUGUACAGCUGUGUUUUACCAGAAGACCUGCUUGUAGAACUAUUGGCUGAAAGAAUGCUGCUAAGUGAUUGUCAACGCGGCAUCGUGAUCGAUGGUCUUGACUCAUUAUUCAGUCCAAGUCUGUGUGCAACAGCCACUGCUGUGCUUCGUGCACUUAACAAUCGCAAGUACAUCUAUUUUGUAACACUAAUGCUGGAUCAUGCUCGAUUGAAGGCCGUGGAGGAGAAGAGGAAAGAGGAAGAAGCCAGGAAACAGAAAAUAAAAGAGGAAGAAGAAAAGCGUCGUCUGGAGGAAAUGUCUGAAGAUGAGUACGAUGCUCUGACGGAAGAGGAAAAAGCAGAGGUGGACAGGAAACACCUUGAACAGAAGAAAGAAAGGCUGAAGAGAGAAAUGGAACGACAGGAAAAGGAAAAGAAAGAACGAGAACUACAGGUUUUAAUGGAAGAGAAAAGACUAGAGGAAGAAAAAAAUACCAAGCGCAAACGAGCUGGGCAGCAAGGAGGUACCGGAGCUGCAAAGAAAGGCCACGAUACUAAAGACAAGAAAGGUGAAAAAAGCAACGAUAAGUUGACAUCAGGACGCGUUACAGCAGCAGCAUCACAGCCGCAGAAUACCGAGACACGUGGAGGUGCACCAUCUGUCGUGUCUGAGAGAUCUGAUAGCAGUGAAGUUAUCGAUGAUAAAAAGAGAAUGAGUAUUGCUAAGCCCGGUAAGCAUCCGCGUCAACCCUCUGCUGCUAUACCUCCACACUUGAUGGACGAGCCGAAGGUACCAACUGAAGAAGAUGAAAGAGAAAAGGAACUAACAAAAAAGUUCAACCUAUUUGAGUCAAGUCUACGUGAGAUUGAUAAUGUUCUUCAAUACUGGGACCGUGGUACUGGUACAAUCAACAGACCUGAUACACCCAAGUCUGAGGUCCAGGAUCCAGAACCACCACCACCACCGACUGGGUUUAACAAGAAAGGACGAGCUGACAAAAAGGAAAAAGAAAAGGAAAGAGAACGAGAAAGAGAAAAGGAAAAAGCCAAAGAGGCAUCUGAGUCGCCAUUAUCAGGUGGAAGCGGUGAACACGAUGAUGAAGAAGAUAAAAAUAAAGAUGGUACAGGGGUACCUAAUAUAAUGUUAGAAGUCCUGAAGCCACACGAACAAUCUGAUGACAAGGCCGUGGAAAAAGGAAUACUUCCUACCUAUGAAGAGGUUCUAGAUGGUCUUGGUCUUGGUCCACAUGGUCCACCCAUCCCACCCCCAGCAUCAUUCGCUGUCGUUCCAUAUCCAGUACGUCGUCGGCCUCCUUUAGGGUCAGACCCAUCGUCACAUUAUGUCUUCGUGGCUUCCAGUCCAGAUGACCCUAAUGCCAUUCAAGAAGACAAGUCAAAGGAAACAGAAGCGGAUAUAGAGAAGACUUCUGAUAGAGGACAGGAUCAUAGCCGUAAGGGAGCUCGAAGCAAUCGGGACAAAGAGGAACGAGAAAGCGGUGGAUCUAAGACACGUCGCGAGAGGCAGAAUUCUGCUCGGAAAAGCAAGCUUGGUAGUCAUGGAACCGCAUCACCACCACCAAGCGUUACUCCUGCCACUGAAGAAGAAAAAGGUGAGAGUACAGCCAUCCAGAUUGCACCUAACCUCGUAUCCCAUCGCUGGAUCAUCCAAGCCAACGAAUCAGUGACCCUACGUAUUCGCUUUAAAUCAGAGGAACUCGGUCAGUUCGAUCAGACUCUGAAUUUCGAAAUCGUUGGCACGAGACGACGGUAUCAGUUGUUCUGUCGUGGAGUGUGUGCUUUCCCUUCCAUCAGCCGUGAACCACGCGUCGUCUUUCCUCAUCGUAAAAAGUACCGCAAACCGGACGAAAUCGUUCAUAAGAAGUACAUACUGAGUAGUGAGACUUUCGAGUUUGGUCCCCUAUUGUGCGGCAAGACGAGAGACAGAUAUAGAGAGGAGAAGUACCCAGAAAAUAUUGAAAAGUUGACUGUAAUGAAUACCUCCCCACUUGAUGCAGAGAUAAGUUUCUGCUUCCAACAAGAUAGUACCGCCACAACAUUUUUAAUGGAACCACCAACAAUGAACCUGAAGCCGGGCCAGAGUGAGGAAUUAUUUAUAUGGGCGUACCCCAAGACGUCAGGGUACUUCGAGGAUGCUGUGGUGUGCUGCAUACGUGAGAAUCCAGAGCCAGUAGUGUUCAAGAUAUCUUGUAAUGGUGUUCGUCCUGAGCUGGAACUCGACAGGAAGCAGCUGCAGUUUGACCGUGUUCUCUUGCACAGGAAAGACACACGCACGAUCUUCCUGCGCAACAGUACUUUACUUCCAGUGGCCUGGCGCAUCAAUGGUCUGGAUAACCUUGGAGAUGACUUCUCUCUAACAACUGAACAUGGCAUCAUCGAACCCAAGGCAGAGUAUGCUCUACAGAUGCACUUCAGGGCGAUACGGCCCAUUAAUAUCAAGAAGAUCGUUCGUCUAGAGGUUUCUGACGUGGAACAGAUAAUGGGUCUUGUACAGGCGGAGAAUAUUCAGGUCCAUGCUGAGGCGUAUGAUGUGGCGUUGGAUAUGAGCUUCCCUAAAGGUGCCGAUGGGGGUUUAGAUUUCGGUGUUCUUAAAGUCAUGGACGAAACCAAACAAACUUGCUCGCUGAAGAACAAAGGCAGAUUUGAGAUCAACUUUAACUUCGUGUUUGAGAGCAUGGAAAACUGUCCAGCAAACGUGGAAGAAUUGUUUACAGUGCUUCCCAACCGAGGACCUCUUCUCCCCACCGACCGCCCCACCCAGGUACAGGUCAUAUUUAGGYCCAAGAAAGAGGUUACCAUCAAGGAACAACCUAUACUCAAAUGUCAGAUAAUAGAGCCGCACCUGGGCGAGGGAGGGGAAGUAAUCGCCAGUAUUCCUGUCAAGAUCUCCGUUCGUUCCGUAUACAGCAAGUACUCUAUCGCACCAGUCAGUGACAUCAACUUCGGAGCCAUGCUGGUCAACACCAAGAAAAGCCUCUUAUUUAGCAUAGAAAACAAGGGUGAAUUCGACUUCCGGUACUCAGUCCUCAAGAUGAUCAACACGCUCUCACAAGGUCGACAAAGACUGGGACCACCUGGAAAGAGAGUUAAAUCACGUGAUGGUUCUAGUUCUGGACGAUCUCAAGAAAACAAGCCACCGAAGCCUAAACGAGCUGAUUCAGUUAAAGGGGCUGAUAUAUCUGCUGGUGCACCCAACAUCCGUCUACAACUAGGCAUGUUCACCUUGUACCCUGCAACAGGAACAGUACCAGCUGGAGGUACAGUGCAGAUCUCUGUUGAUAUGGUCGCUGAAUCACCAGGGUUUUCUGAAGAGGAUAUUGCCAUUGACAUCUCAGAUCGUCCACCAUACGACCAUCCCCAGGGAAUCCCUUACAGGCUGAUUGGCGAGGCGUGUGUCCCGGGUAUCUCUGUUAUCAGUCCUUCAAACAUUGGAUCAAUCUUUGAAGAACAUCUGAUCGUCAAACAGUUGAACUUGUUCCAGUACAAUGCUCAUGAUAUAACCAGUGGAUCAGGAGUGUAUGGAGAAGACGAGAACAAGUUUAUCUUCUAUAAUACUAUUGUUGGUAGAAAAGCCAAGGCUCGCUUCAAGAUAUCUAACACCAAUAAGGUUCCAUGUGACCUAGUGCUGUCUGUCAAACCCAUCUCCAACAAGCCGUCCAAUCGCUGGCACGACGUGUAUGAGAUCGAGCCCCAGCGUGCCUCUAUACCAGCCCAUGGACACAUCUACACCACAGUAACCUUCAUCCCUCCUUCAAUGCAGACCUACUUGGGGAUAUUAGAAGCUGCUGUGGAUGGGAUGCCGAGUGUUGUAUCCAAGUAUCGUAAUCUUACCUUUGAAAUUCAGGGCGAAGGAAAUCUUCCACGAAUAACCAUCAAGAAGCCCACAGCACGUAAUAAGAAAGGUUCCUCUGUUCUUCUCUUCAAAAGACUUCUCCUUGGAAGAACCCAGGUCAUGUCUCUGGUCCUAGAAAACGAGGGUACCUUAUUGUCACGUGUAACCUUGAACCUCAAGGACCCUAAUGGGGUCUAUAACAUCACCUGCGCAGAAGGCACCAAGGCGUUAAUGCCUCUAGAGCCUAACGAGGAUACUGCAACAUCAAGCAAAAACCGCAGUCUUUCUGUCGUUGUUCCUAUGGGGACAAAAGCAGAGUUCCUUGUAGAAUUCACCCCCAAUUCCAACGGGAGGCUCGUUGGAGAGAUAAAGUUGGCUGUUAUCGAUAAUCCUUAUGAGGAGAGCUCUAUACAGCUGACUGGAGAGGGGUACGAAGAUGAUUUUACCAUUGAUAACAUUCGUUCUGCUCGUGAGAUUGAAGAUGAAGCUUCAAGUAUUAUUGAGAUUGCGGAAAAUGCAUCUGCUUCACGAGAGAACCACAUCAAGUUCAACGACUGUCCAGUGGGUGUACCCAAACAGCUGUCAUUCACCCUCACUAACCACUCCACCACAGAUCCUGUACGCUUUACCUGGAAUCCACCUCCAGAGAUCACAUUCUCUCCCUGUACUGGACAUCUACUCCCUGGCUGUGCUAAAGACAUUAAUAUCACUUUGACUUCACCAAAACCAAAGGCCUUCAAGACACAGAAUAUUCCUUGUAAAGUGACCAAGAUAAAGCUGGGAGAAUCACAGGAUAAGCCAAUGGACUGGGAUGACAGGAUGCGUGUUGUCAAGUGGAUUGACCUGACACCUGAAGAAGCAGCUGGUAAACCUGAUGAUGAUAUACCAGGAAGUGGACAAAGGGCACAGAAACCUGGCAAGAAGAAAGUGAUUGAGGUUGAGCCUGAGCCGCCAUUUACCCCAAUAGAGAACAGCACGCGUGAUCUGGAACUGCUUGUUAGUGGUUUGUGUGACUAUUCCAAGAUGAGGUGUAAAAUCGAAAGUAUCCACUUCAAAGACACGCUCAUGUUUCAGACUAGAGUAUUCAGUUUCACUGUGGCCAAUAAAGGUGAAGUCCAGUUCGACUUCCACUGGGCAUUUGAGAGUCUUGGUCGUGCAAAGACUGUCAGUCUACCAGAUGCUCCAGUACCAGUAGCCACUACAGAAAGGACUUCUACCCCAGGUGGACGCUCUACCAGCCAACAAACAGCACGACCAAGUACCACAGCCACUGGGUACUCCUCUAUUGACCCCUCCAAGGCGCAACCAUCCGGUAGACCGGCAUCAUCCAUGGGUGGUAGACCGGCAAGUGCACUAGCAUUGGCAUAUGAAGCUGGCAGCAUCGUUAGUGAGGGAGGCGCUGACAUAUUUCCAUUCUCUAUUGAACCAGAGAAUGGUUCUAUUCCUCCUGGGAAGAAAGCAACCUUUUUAGCUAGGUUCGCACCUCUGGAUGUGAUGGACUACGAGAGCACAUUGAUAUUUAGUCUGUCAAAUGCCCAGCCUGGCAAGGAAACCGUAUCUAUUCCAAUUCGAGGGCGUGGUCUCUUACCGUAUGCACACUUUGAACUCGCGGACUCAGAUUACAUAUCAGGGGGAAGACGUAAUCCGGAGCUUCCAGGACCUCGUGGGGCUCCCCCCGGAUCCACCCUCGACCAGAAUACUAGAGUGGUUGAGUUUAAGUCUUGUGGUGUCAAAGUAAAGAACAUGAUGCGUUUCUUCGUGUUCAAUCCAACCAACCUUUCCUACACCUUCACCUGGACCAACGAAGACACCCUAGAUGGUAACCCCCCUGACCAGUGUAAUUUCCGGUGCCUCACCCCUCAUGGGGCUAUCCACAGUGGCAAGAAAGCAGAGACCGUCUUCGAAUAUGUGUCUGAAUCACUAGACUUAGUCGAGUCAUUCUGGAGGUUCUACAUCCCUGAGCACAACAUCUCUGUUCCAUUUAUACUGGUUGGACACACCUUUGAGCCGGCUCUAUCAUUUGAUAGGUCGCAUAUUAACUUCAGGGAGAUUCUUGUAGGACAUCCAGUCAAUCAGACAGUCUUCCUUACUAAUGAAGAGGACAAGGCCUUUAGCUUCUCGUUCAAAGAAGAAUCCCUGCACACAGAUGGAUAUGCGUCAAGUUUAGCUGUGGAACCAAUGGCAGGAACCAUUGAACCCAAGUCACGGCUUCCCAUCGAGAUAUCAUUUUCUGCUGUUGUCGAAAAGGAGGUCAACUUCAAUGUACUUUGUAAAGUGAAAAAGAAGACAACACCCCUGACUCUGAACGUCAAAGCAGAAGGCUAUUCCAUGAAUGCACAGCUGUACUGUGAGGACUCACUGGGCAACAGAGUGGCUCUCACUGCUAAAGGAACUAACAGGAUUAACCUUGGAGAGGUUGAGAUCAAUGAAAAGGUUAUUCGAUCCCUGUUUGUUGUCAACUCGGGUAAAUUCAACUUUGACUUCUCAUGGGAGCUGACCAAUCGAACAAAAGUCAAAGGGAUACACCGACUAAAUGCUGCUGAACCGGUCCUCUCCAUAACACCUGAAGCUGGUACUGUACCAUCUAAUUCACGUAAACGAUGCCAGUUGGUGUUCUGUCCACCUUCUCGGCUGUUGUUACAAGGGUGUGAUUUACUGCUCAGGAUAACGAAUGGUCCUACAUUUAACAUCAGCGUCACCGGAAGUGGAGCUCAACCAGGUCUUCAUUUCUCGUUCCUGAAGCAUGACUUUGGACCAUGUUUCCUGUAUCGCGCAGGCAUGCCACUACACAGGACGACGCUGUUCAUAAAGAACGAGGACAAGAAAGACAUAAGUGUUGAGUGUCAUUAUGAGAAUACAGCAUAUCUAGAGGUCCACUCCGACCCUGGUGUACUAGCACCAGACGACACCAUGGAAGUAGAGUUUCUUUUCUACCCACGAGAACCUAAACACUAUCAUGAAACCAUCCCUUUUGAGAUCAAUGGUUUGUCUACCAUGAACGUUGAAGUAUUCGGUGAAGGAACUGAUAUGAAGGUCGAGGUUGCCAACCCUUCUGACAAGAAAGUCAGCGUUGGUGCGUUACGCAUUGGUCAGACUAGUCAUAAGACAGUCAAGCUAAUCAAUAGGAGUCCCGCUCCUAUUUCCUUCACUGUAGCAGUCACACCUUCAACUGUACAGCUACAGCAGCCUAAUGUCAUCUCUAUUCAACCUACCAAUGAAAUCACUUUACGUGCUAAUGGAGGGACGGGUAAUGUGGAGAUCUCAUUCUGUCCUAAAGUACGCAUACCACAGUUUACUGAGGAGGUAAUGCUAGAAUGUGCUGGUAUGUCCAUCCCAAUCUUCGUGAUAACAGGUUCCUGUCAGGGCAUCGAGAUCACCCUUGAUAACUACUCUGUACCCUUUGGCGCCGUCAUGUACGGUAGCAGAAGCACAAGGCAGCUCAUCAUGCACAAUACUGGUGAUGUGGGCGCAGCCUUUGCGUGGAACGCAGAGAAGUUCGCGCCAGACUUCAGUAUCAGUCCUACUAAAGGAUACAUCUCUCCUGGGAUGGAGGUACCUUUCCAGAUCACCUUCCAUCCUACUGCGGUCCUCAAUGAUAUCAGAUACGAGGGACUUCGGUGUGCAAUUGAGGGUGCAAAACCACUGAAACUAGUGUUGACAGGGAGCUGUGUGUCACAGACGCCAUUAAAGGAGGUUCUCCACUUCACCACCCAUGUGCGCACGCGUGAAACUCGUAACCUCGUGAUUCAUAAUCGAACCAAUCAGCUGUGGAUGCUGCGGCCUGUGAUCGAGGGUGAACAUUGGUCGGGUCCAGACUCCAUCACUGUUGAACCACAGCAGAGUAAGAACUAUGAACUGACGUACAGACCUAUAGUCAUGACAUCAGAAGGCAAGAAACACACGGGUUCAGUGUUUUUCCCGUUACCAGAUGGUAGUGGCUUACUGUACAACAUAACAGGCACUGCUGAAGGUCCCAAACCCGUCAAUAACAUCUUGAGGGAUGUGCCGUGUAAAACUCCAUAUACUGAGCUGCUUACUGUGUCCAACUGGCUAAGAAGACCUCAGAGGUUCCGUGUAGUCAUUGAAAUGAUCAAACCAGAAAAACCAGACAACGCUACCACCAUCAAGGGUCUUGAUUACAUCGACGUGCCUGGCCUCUCCAAACGAGACUAUAAACUGAGCUUCUUUGCGCACAAAGAGGGUACCUUUAGCUCAAGGGUAAUCUUCCGUAACGAACAGAGCAACGAAUACUUGUUCUAUUAUGUCAGCUUCAAAGCAACAGCACCUGGUGUCAUGUCUGCCAUAGAACUCUCUACUCCUGUCAGGAAAAGCACUUCCCACGUGGUGACUCUACACAACCCUCUCAACACACCCGUUGGCUUUAACUGUCAGUGCUCUGUAUCAGACGUGCAGCUGCCACCAAGCUUUACUGUCCCUCCGUUAUCUGAGGGUUCUUGUAUGUUUGAGUACCUACCCCUAAAGGCAGGUGAUUCCAUGCCUGGUAAGCUGUCCUUUACCAGUUCUGAGCUUGGUUCCUAUCAGUACGAUCUGAUCCUGACUGCCACCCCUGCUGGACCUGAAGCUCCUGUGCAUUUCCGAACAAACUUCGGAGUGAGUCAAGUCCAGUCUUGUCGAUUCGUCAGCUUUGCUAAGUCUAAGGUGGAAUACUCUUGCAAGGUUGAUAGCAGCGACUUCCACGUUGAGAAGAGCAUAACAGCAGCCUCAGCAUCAAGUGGAGGCACAGAGGUUGGAGUAGAUGUGACGUACGAGCCUGUUCGUCUAGGGGACACACGGGCAAAACUUACCGUGGUCUCUCCUGUAGGGGGUGAAUAUAUCUUCCCUCUAUUCGGACACUGCUCGCCUCCUAAACCCCAAGGCCCUUACUCGAUCAAGAACGGAGCAACAACCUCGAUUCCUUUUAAAAAUGUCUUCUCUAGUACUACACAGUUCCAGUUCUGUGUGGAUAACCCGUGCUUCGUUGUCAAGGCCAGCGAGACAAUUCGCGCCAAAAAGAUCCAUAAUAUCAUUGUUGGAUUUGAGGCGGGUCAAGGGACAUCCAAGGCACCGCGUAUGGGCAAACUAAUGAUAUCUUGUCCAAGGAGCACAGGCGGUGCUGGUAAUGUUACCUGGACAUAUUACCUAAAGGGCAACCCAUAAAUGGAACACUCUUUCCGUAUCUAAUGGCUGUGUAUAGAAACCCGGAGUGAAGGCAUGUCAAUCAUUAUAUUAAGAUGAGCAUUUCACAUCCAAUUUAUUUAUUAUUGUUAAGUGUAUUUUUGAAUUCAGAUUUUUGUAUUGGAAAUUUUCAGUAUAGUUGUAAAAGUUUGAAGAAUUUGUGAUGGAAAAAUAUUUUUUGGUUCAGUCACGAAAUUUUAUGUCUACGUUAAGAGUGAAUAAAACAUAGAAAAUAAAUGAUCCUUUCUCUUAUUA
Messenger RNA from Actinia tenebrosa (Australian red waratah sea anemone), 15773 nucleotides. Its product is annotated as axonemal central pair apparatus protein HYDIN. The record is from RefSeq and is a predicted model, not a curated record. Gene Ontology annotation, cellular component: axoneme. Gene Ontology annotation, biological process: axonemal central apparatus assembly; cilium movement. NCBI's taxonomy places the organism in Eukaryota, Metazoa, Cnidaria, Anthozoa, Actiniaria, Actiniidae.